Messenger RNA from Cylicocyclus nassatus, 2767 nucleotides. The record is from the annotation of a GenBank genome assembly. Lineage: Eukaryota; Metazoa; Nematoda; Chromadorea; Rhabditida; Strongylidae.
UGCUCGAAAGCGACUAGAAAACGUCAACGCUCGCGCCGCAACGCUUUUAACAGAACUGGGCUAGACUGGGAGUGCCGUGCUGGUGAACAUUUCCGUCCCGGGUUCGACUGCGACGUUAAAUCUUAUUCGUGCGAUGGGACUUUUCUGAGAUGCGGAAUGACGACGAGGCAAUCGAAAAUCGUGAAUUAUGAUGAUGCACAAUCACUUGCUGGGUCCGUCAUCAUCUCUCGCGAGCACUAGUGGUUUGCAACCGACCGCUGCUCUCUCAGAAGGUGCUUUACUCAACCACGCUUUGAAUCAACCGAAGGAGGAGCUCAAAACACAUUUUACAACCAGGGAAGGAACGUACAAAUUAAUGACUAUGGCGGAGUAUUCGCGACCAAACAGGGUUCCGAUGAACCAGAUGCAGCCUGGAACUGCGAAUGUCGCUGGUGCGCCAGUCAGAGUUUCUUUUCUAUCAAUGAAUUCUGGAAGCAAGACACCUUCAUCUAGGGCAGAGGAACAAGAUUUCUUGGAUGCUGAUGAAAAUUACCGUGAGGAGUUGGCUACCGCCGAUCGUAUAUGUUUCAACGUGGGCAGAGAAUUAUACGUUUAUCUUUACAAAGGUAUCCACACAGCAGCAGAUCUGAGUAAACCAAUCGAUAAACGCGUUUACAAGGGCACGUAUCCGACUUGUCACCAUUUCAAUCAGGAGACUGCAACUACUACAAGCUGCAGUUUGAUCAUUGGCUUUUCCGCUGGUCAAAUUCAGCUGAUCGAUCCAUUUCACAAAGAGUAUCAGGCCAGUCGUCUGUAUAAUGAAGAGCGAUUCAUUGAUAAAACUGGCGUGACAUGUUUGCGUUGGGUGCCCGGUCAACGUCAACAUUUCCUUGUUUCCUACACAAGUGGAUUUAUGUAUCUUUACAAUGAGGAACUUCAAUGUCCCGUCGCCCCUCCAGUCUAUCAAACCUUCAAGCAGGGAGAUAAAUAUGCGGUCUAUACAUGUAAAGCCAAGACCACGCGAAACCCUGUUUAUCGUUGGCAAAUCGGCGAAGGAGGCAUUAAUCAAUUCGCUUUUUCGGGCCAGGAUGCGAAAAUGUUGGCAACAGUAGGUCAUGAUGGAUAUCUACGAAUUUUCAAUUACCAUCAAAUGGAACUGCUUUCAUACAUGAAAUCUUAUUUCGGCGGUCUACUUACGCUUGCUUGGAGCCCUGAUGCUAAGCUUAUAGUGACUGGUGGUGAAGAUGAUCUGCUUACAGUCUAUAACGUGGUGGAGAAGAGAGUAAUUUGUCGGGGACAAGGACAUAAAAGCUGGAUAUCGCAGGUGCAAUUUGACCCGUAUAUGUGUAACGUUGACGGUGAGCAUGAAAUAAAUGGUAUUGGAGCUUUGGAUGCAAACUCUGACGAUGAAAAGUCUGCACAUAGUGCAGGAACACUUGUGAAUGGUCAGGACAGCAACGCUCCUACUCCGGUCAUCAGAGCUAAUAUGAGAAGGCCUCCAUUGCAAACCUCUUCAUUCUCGAGAUGUUCCUUCGCUUCUUUUGGUACAAUCAAUGGGACUGGGCAUGGUACCGGUGGAUUAUGUUAUCGUAUCGGAAGUGUUGGGCAUGAUACUCAGCUAUGUCUUUGGGACAUAACGGAGGAUAUGUUGAAGCCUGCGAAUGUGCAAAGACAUCGAAAUUCAACCAUCAUUGCUCCAAUGCUAGGAUUGGAAAUUCAGACUUCCUCCAGCCGUCUCGAUCCGCUAUGUGAAGCUUCACCAGCUCAGUCUGCCGAUUCCGCGAAACCAAAGAAAAAACGAGGGUUUCAUCGUCGAGGUUUCACACUGGGACGACUCGGUGGUUCAAGCAGUGAUCGUCGUCGACUAGAAUCGCCUGCCUCGUUGUCUUCUGCAGCUUUGGAUGAGGCUAGAUUGCUUGGAACACGAGUAUGCCCUCGAAUGGAAGAUGUGCCUGUAAUCGAACCUUUGAUUUGCAAAAAAAUUGCCCAUGAGCGAUUGACCGUACUUGAAUUCCGAAAAGAUUGUCUAGUCACGGCUUGCCAGGAAGGUUUCAUCUGUACAUGGGCCCGACCAGGAAAGGCUCCUACUACUCUCAUUAAACGGGAAGUCAAUUCUCCAAACGCUAUAAGUUCUCCAACAGGAUUCCGAGAUGGCGUUCCAGUGACAGGAUGGGGCAAUGCACCAAGUGCUCAUGCUCUUAGCUAGAAUUCACUGUUCUUUAUCCGUAAUUUAUGAGUCACUAUUUACUCCAAAAUCGUUCCAUUCAUUGCUGGUGUGACAAUCAUCUCCAGGGCAUACGGUGCUCAUGUGGCAAGUCAGUCUGUGUUUUAUCUCCUCGCCAAUUCAUGAUAGAAGAGUAAUACCCGGUCAUUUAGUGUUGUUACUGAAAUCUUGUUUCCUGCCCAAUUUCCUUUAUGAUUUUGUACACAUGAUUGCGUUCCCUCUGAUAUUGAAUUGCCUUGUGCUGUUCCAUUUUCUGAAAUUGGAUUUGGAUGACUCUUUCUUGUUAUAGAUCGUUCCUCGAUUUCACAAGCCUAUAUUUUCAUGGCUAUCCAGCAACUUAUAUUAAUAACUUCCGGGUAUAGGAACUGCGACAUUGUACAGGCAUUCGCUUUUUGCUGAUGUAAUCUUCUCAAUUGUCAAAAAGCACUGGUUUGUUGUUGUCAAAUUAGCUGAAGGUAGAUUCGUGACUAACGUGUAGUUGAGAUAAGAAUAUUUUAUGUCUUAAGAACCGAUUUUGAACAGAGUUCUUAGUAUUUGAGAUUUAUAAUAUAAAUAUUCAUCAAU